UUUUGCCAACCAAACGUGCUUUCAUUUUCUAUCAAACGACGCUUCGCACACCGUUCCUUUCCGUACACCUUCCGAUUCCGACUCCGAGUCCGGAUCCGUGACAGGAUUGGGAUUCAGCUGAUGGUGAAUCGGGGCUCGUCAAUUGAAUUUCGCAUGAGAAUGCAACAGGAUUAGCAGCACGGGAGAGCUAGCUAGCCACUAAGGACGGAUCCUGUGAGUGUCUGACGGAUGUAACGGAAUUUGGAGGAAGACCUGCCACCACAUCGAUACGGUGCGAAAGGAGCAAAAGGAUCGCUCGAGGAACGUUGAAUUUCGGGAAUAAGGAGUCGGGAGACAGGAGCAACAAAUACCUGGGAAGAGGACGAGAACAAUAUACAAACAAACCGAGCUUGGGGCCCAUUCAACAACCUCCUCUCGACGCGGCCGUAUCGAUUUUCCGUUACAUCGUUAUACACACACGCACUAACCCACUUCGCACUUGGCCCACUGCCAUUACGCAUACGCCCCGUUGCCACCCCCGAAAAGAGAGGGGCCACCGCACACUCACACACACACACACAUCAGAGAGUCAGAGAGAGAGAGAGAGAGAGAGUGAGUGAGCGAAUUUGUUGCAUCUCGGCGGCACUGGAAGCAUGUUUCAUUUGGCACUCGCUAGCCGCGGACGGACUAACCAUUUAGGGCUACAGCAAUAGCCAUUGUAAAUAGCAAUCAUCGUCAGCAUCAGAGAUCGCGACAACCGCCUGCCAUCCGGGACUUUCACUCUUUUGCAGAGAUCACUUGAGAAAUCCCCCUUUGAGACCGCGUUCCACCAGCAGGUGUUCAGCAUGGCGAGGCUUCAGUUGCAGACAGGACAGGUGGCAACAGCGGCGGUGCUGCUGCUGAUGGGUCUCCUCCAGGUGCUGAUGAUGGGCCAGGCAAUGGCCCAGGGACCGCCACCGUUGCAGGUGUGCCCCGAGCAGGGCGAAAUCUCGCCCUGCAUUUGCACGGUGAAAAAGAAUGGGCUGGAUAUACUCUGCGAGACCACAGACCUGGCGCACAUCACCAAGUCCAUGGGCACACUGAAGGGCAAGAGCCCGAUCAUCUUCUACUUGAAGCUGCGCCACAACAACCUGCCCAAGCUGCAGGGCUUUGUCUUCCUGGCCCUGGACAUUCGUCACCUGACCAUCCAUAACAGCAGCCUGGCGGCCAUCGAGGAGAAUGCCCUCAGCUCGUUGGGCAACGGACUCACCCAGCUGGACGUGUCUCUUAACCAAAUGAAGACGGUGCCCUCGCAGGCCCUGCAGCAUCUGUUCCACCUGUUGAUCCUCAAUCUGAAUCACAAUAAAAUCAGCGUUAUUCACAACAACGCCUUCGAGGGCCUGGAUACCCUGGAGAUUCUGACGCUCUACGAGAACAAAAUUACACAGAUUGACCCCGAGGCUUUCCGGGGACUCGAGGGCAAAUUAAAACGUCUCAAUCUGGGCGGCAACGAUCUAAGCAGUGUUCCGCAGAAGGCCUUAUCCAUUCUGGACACUCUAAAGAAGCUGGAGAUACAGGAGAACAAGAUUCGUACCAUUAGCGAGGGCGAUUUCGAGGGCUUGCAGAGCUUGGACUCAUUGAUUUUGGCCCACAACAUGAUCACCACCGUGCCUGCCAAUGUCUUCUCCCAUCUCACCCUGCUCAAUUCCCUGGAGCUGGAGGGCAAUAAGAUCAGUGCCAUUGACAAGGAUGCCUUUAAGGGUCUGGAGGAGAAUCUGCAAUAUCUGCGUCUUGGUGAUAACCAAAUUCACACCAUUCCCAGCGAGGCACUGCGUCCAUUGCAUCGCCUUCGCCAUUUGGAUUUGCGCAAUAACAAUAUCAAUGUUAUUGCCGAAGAUGCCUUCACUGGAUUCGGAGAUUCCCUUACAUUCCUCAACCUGCAGAAAAAUGACAUCAAGGUGCUGCCUAGCGUUCUUUUUGAAAACCUCAAUUCGCUGGAGACACUGAACCUGCAGAAUAAUAAGCUGCAGCGCAUACCGCAGGACAUUAUGGAGCCGGUCAUCGACACCCUACGCAUCAUCGAUAUCACCGAUAAUCCACUGAACUGCUCGUGUGAGCUGACCUGGUUCCCCAAGCUGCUGGAGGACCUGAAGAACAAGGACGACGAAAUGUCGCAGAAGAAGAAGCCGCUGUGCCACAUGGGGCUGGACAACCGCGAGUACUUCGUGCAGGCCAUGCCCACCGAGAAGAUGCACUGCGCCGGCCUCAAUGUGAGUCCCUCGCCGACCAGCGGCGGUCUGAUGCGGAUCCUGCAAGUGAACAUCCUGGCCCAGAUUGCCGUGUGUAGCGUGGCGUUUCUGACUAGCGUCUAAUGCCUGUCCAGCCAUGUUCUAUGUGGGUCAGUUUCAGCUUCAGUUUCAGUUCCACCCAGACACUUAGACCCCAGACCCACAGAGAUCAGUGAUAGUUCCAGUUCCAUUCGGUCUGAUUCGACACAAAAUCAGUGGCAAGCCAAAAGAUAACUAAAUCCAAACCAGAUCCCAACCACAGACCACCCUUCGUUCGUCUACAAACCAAUUCCGUGUUGUUGUAUUGUAUGUUUUCUUAUAGAUUGUAGAGAAACCGUGAAUUAUGCAACUCUGCCAAUAAUUAGACUCAGAAAGCACGCUUUUUGAACCACCAGCAAGUCAGCCAGCCAGCCAGCCAGCCGGAGAGCAUCCCAACCCACCUUGUUGAACCGAGGCACCGGCGGCCGGCCAUCCAAGAUCCAUGAUCCAAGAUCCACCCCAUCCAAAACUUGCACAGUAGCUCGACUCGAAGGGGAACCCGCUGGGCGGCAAAGAGAUGGGCUCACCAGGAGGAGUUCCAGGCUCAGGCCCAAUCCCAGGCUUCCCAGCUUAGAUGUAAGGCUUGAUUUAAGCACAAGUGCACCGGCGCUAGAACCCAAGCGAAACUCAAACAUAUCAGAAUAUUGUUAAGUUUAAGUGAGAGGGUUUAAACAGAUAUUGUGCAUGCGUAUAUGUGCACCCAUUUACCAUUAUAUUAUGUGUAGUCUAUCGUCGUCUUGUCGUCGGUGUUGUGAGAUACAAUCAUUACUACUCACCUGUUUACAGUCCUUCCUCCGCACCCGAGACCCCCAAAAGCAAAUCUCACCUAGUCGAAGUAUCGAAGUAUCUGUAACCCAAAAGCAAAUUCCCUGCAAUUACUAAACUGUUUCUCCCCAUUUUGGGUUCAGCGGAAGGAAACCAAUUGAAGAAAGUAAUAUUCAUUUGCAUCAAUCACCAAGAACUGAUUAUGGAAUAAGUAGUUUGUACUCUUUAUUUGCCGCAAAACAAAGGGCAAGUACUCCAUCCCAAUCCCAACUCCCAUACUCCCAUUCGCCCCUUUCCCCUUCUACCCACACAAAUCGAGAAUACAUAUCGUUAUUAUAUUGUUAUUAUAUCGUGACAUAUCAGGAGCUAGCAAGCUCAACACGGCUAAAAUAGUGACAUUUUAUAGAAUUUACAUUUACUUACAUUUACGAGAAACAUUUUUGAGGCAUCAAGGAGACGAGUUUGAUAUUUACGCGGCAGAGCGAGAGAUUUGGAAUUAGAGCAACAAUUUGUAUAUGCGCAGAGUGUGUGGAAUUUUUGAAAUUUUUUUAUACAUAUACUUUUAUACACACAUACAUACGUACCUUUUCAAUUAUGUCUAUGCAAAAGCUAAGUUGUAAUUUGCUAAAAAUUAAUUGUAAUUGCACUCCAUCCGCUGUUGCCUCGCGAAUCGCAUCCCACCGCCCCCUCCAUCCGUCGGCCGGCUUGGGUCAGUAGCCAGCUCCCGGUGGUCGGGGCAGGAAGGAUCGAAUCAGGAAGGCGAAAGCGGAAACGGAAGCAGCGCCAAGAAUAUCUCCAAGCGAAUGCGCUGCACCGCCGAUUCGGGUCAGUUGCCAACGGCCAAAGCCAUUCCCUUUGAAAUAUUCAGCCCGUACACAGUGCUCUCCAUGCGAGCUAAGAUGUCCGAGAAUUCGGGUAGAAUUCAAGAAUCUAAAUCUAAUAAAGAAUCCAUGUUGGUUACAAAU
Drosophila serrata is the source of this 4015-nucleotide messenger RNA. RefSeq lists its product as uncharacterized. NCBI's taxonomy places the organism in Eukaryota, Metazoa, Arthropoda, Insecta, Diptera, Drosophilidae. Gene Ontology annotation, cellular component: plasma membrane. The record is from RefSeq and is a predicted model, not a curated record. Gene Ontology annotation, molecular function: protein binding.